GGCUUUCAUAGAGGUGGUUCCCUGCUGGGCUAAUCUUUGAUUCUGCCUUCUGAUUUCUUUACACCAACCUGGUCUGCCCGCCUCACUAUCCACAGCCCUGCCACGUUUACUUGAGGUUUUGCGUCAGGGCUUUUUAGAAAGCCGUUCCUCCGUCCUCGCCUUUGGUUCAGCCUCCUCAUCUCACCGUCCAAGCAGCUGCCCGGAGGGUUCCGUUGACGAAGCAAAAAUCAGUUGCAGUUUUUAGCUGUGUGCCACUGAUGAGGAUUUUGGACAGCAGAUUGCCAACGUCGACCAGCCUUUGCUGGCGAUUUGUAGAGAUACUGAGACCCUCUCAUCCGGGCUUCUUCUGCCCUUCUUCCGGGAAAUAGGGAGAAGUGGACCGAUGGGCAUCCCGGGAAAGUCCUGGACGGCAGCUCUCCCCAGGCCUCCUCGGAAUUGAAGGAAAGAGAGCCCCCCGCGUUGCCUCCGAUGCAUCCCAGCACUCCCAUCAGCUCCCUGUUCUCCUUUACCAGCCCAGCGGUCAAGAGGCUGCUGGGCUGGAAGCAGGGGGAUGAAGAGGAGAAGUGGGCUGAGAAGGCCGUGGACUCGUUGGUGAAGAAGCUGAAGAAGAAGAAGGGGGCCAUGGAGGAGCUGGAGCGGGCCCUUAGCUGCCCGGGGCAGCCCAGCAAGUGCGUCACCAUCCCGCGCUCGCUGGACGGCAGGCUGCAGGUGUCGCACCGCAAAGGCCUCCCCCACGUGAUUUACUGUCGCGUGUGGCGGUGGCCCGACCUACAGUCUCACCACGAGUUGAAGCCGCUGGAGGGUUGUGAGUUCCCCUUUGGCUCCAAGCAGAAAGACGUGUGCAUCAACCCCUACCACUACCGGCGGGUGGAGACUCCAGUGCUGCCACCCGUGCUGGUCCCAAGACACAGCGAGUUCAACCCCCAGCUCAGCCUCCUGGCCAAGUUUCGGAACACGUCCCUGCACAGCGAGCCCCUGAUGCCACACAACGCCACCUACCCCGAGUCCUUCCAGCAGCCUCCGGGCUCCGCCUUCUCCUCCUCUCCCGGCCAUAUGUUCAUCCAGUCACCCAGCACCAUCAGCUACUCAAACUCCCCAGGAAGCUCUGGCCCUGGAAGUCCCUAUCAGCCGACAGUCGAUACACCCCCGCCGCCUUACCAUACGACAGAAACACCAGGAAACCAGAUUGGGCGGACUCUAGAUCCGACAGCAGACAGUCACUUAGUGCUCUCAUUGCCCAAUGGAGAUUUUCGGCCUGUGUGUUAUGAAGAACCACAGCACUGGUGCUCUGUUGCCUACUAUGAACUGAACAACCGAGUAGGGGAGACUUUCCAAGCCUCGUCUCGAAGCGUCCUCGUAGAUGGAUUCACGGAUCCUUCAAAUAACAGGAAUAGGUUCUGUCUUGGACUUCUUUCUAAUGUAAACAGAAACUCAACCAUAGAAAACACCAGGAGGCACAUAGGAAAGGGCGUCCACCUCUACUACGUUGGGGGAGAAGUGUACGCGGAGUGCGUGAGCGACAGCAGCAUCUUCGUCCAGAGCCGAAACUGCAACUAUCAACACGGCUUCCACCCGGCCACGGUGUGCAAGAUCCCCAGCGGCUGCAGCCUCAAGAUUUUCAACAACCAGCUCUUCGCCCAGCUCCUGGCGCAGUCCGUGAACCACGGCUUUGAGGUGGUCUAUGAGCUGACCAAGAUGUGCACCAUCCGAAUGAGCUUUGUCAAAGGCUGGGGAGCAGAGUAUCAUCGCCAAGACGUAACCAGCACUCCUUGCUGGAUUGAGAUUCAUCUGCACGGACCCUUGCAGUGGCUGGACAAAGUCCUAACGCAGAUGGGCUCACCCCAUAACCCCAUCUCGUCCGUCUCUUAGCACUCCUCUCUCCCUUUCCCCCCUUUAGAGAAUAGAUGCUAUUGCAGGCGGUGGCUUAUAUCGUUUCAAAUGUGCAAUUAACUGAAGUUUCUAAGUGUU
Molecule: messenger RNA, 1968 nt
Organism: Tachyglossus aculeatus (Australian echidna)
Lineage: Eukaryota; Metazoa; Chordata; Mammalia; Monotremata; Tachyglossidae
Gene: SMAD9
Product: SMAD family member 9
Exons: 7
Coding region: 469-1869 (466 amino acids)
Biological process (GO): BMP signaling pathway; regulation of transcription by RNA polymerase II; cell differentiation
Cellular component (GO): heteromeric SMAD protein complex
Molecular function (GO): RNA polymerase II cis-regulatory region sequence-specific DNA binding; DNA-binding transcription factor activity, RNA polymerase II-specific; I-SMAD binding
Source: RefSeq, a predicted model, not a curated record